GACGUGAAGAUAAUGAAAUCGAACUGGCAUUAUUUGUACCAAUCAAUUAUAAAGAUCGAGAUCCUGAAUCGCAAGCAAUCUUUAAAAGAAAUCAAUAUUACUCUGUCGGAGGAAAGAUUGUACCUGGGUCCCACGAUGGAAUACCAAAAAUGACAGUUUCCACCUCAACUCACGUAACAAUCAGCGACAGAGCUCCAAACUCAAACAAAUGUCCCCUAAGCAUUUCUUUAGUAGGAGUACCACAAAAAAUGCCAAUUGAAAUCAAAGACACUGAAAGUUCUGUCAUUGAAACGCUCAUAUCUGAUUAUGUCGGCAAACUUUACAACUACCCAGUCAAGAUAACCUUUCCACACAAUAAUUCACGAUUCAAAUACUUAAAGCCUACCAUCCGUCCACAAGAAUCUAUUAUCUUUGCGUCAUCUUCAACAAACCCAAUAAGAUCUAAACUUCUCUACGUUCAUAAUACUACCAAAGACUUAAACGAUACCUCUAAAACACCACCACCGAUUCCAGACAAUCCCGAAAAAGAUAAUCCGCGUUCAUUAAAACGCAAGAGAAAACGCCGAACUAACUGA
Racocetra persica is the source of this 575-nucleotide messenger RNA. The record is from the annotation of a GenBank genome assembly. Lineage: Eukaryota; Fungi; Glomeromycota; Glomeromycetes; Diversisporales; Gigasporaceae.